UUUAUAAACACUUCGUAACUUUUAGAAGAAUCGUGAUGCUGCACAAAGCGCGAAGUUAUAAACUAAUCCGGAACGAAGAGUAAGCAGGUAGUAGGAGUUACACGGGAUCAAAUUUGAUUGGACAACUUCCUGUUUUCAAAACACGUGUGAGAGUUUAUGUCUGUUGAUAGACUUGUGCCGCACUCUCCAGAGUCUCCACUAAAUACAAACGUAAUGGAGAAGAAACGUGCGAAAAAAGAUUCAGGAGAGUCGGAAACACAACAAAAGAAAAUGAAAAUGAUGACACUGGAUGAAAAUGACACUGAGUUUAAUGGGACUGUUUUUAAAUCCAUGCUGAAAGAUCCAACCAAGGCUUUGAAAGGUUUGGGAAAGUUUGUGUCAGUAGCGACGAAACUACCGAUUGCGGACCUCUACGAUGUUGUUGAGGGUUAUAUUAAGAUAUCCAUGGAGUGCGCUGAGAUUUUCAGUUUACUCGAGGGAGAAAAACAUCACGAGAGAGAAUUGUUGCUGAUCUUCCAGAGCUUAGAAGUGAUCUUACUGCGGACCGCAAGCGACCUCUCUCAUUUCAGCGUGGUGGGCAUCACGGUCGUGAAGAAAAUGGUCACCAACCACAUGAAGCUUCUUCAGUCGUCACUUAAUUCUGAAAACCAUAGGUUCGUUCGCCAGUGUCUUGGCCUCCUGUCCUCUAUGGUGUCCCAGGGAUCUGACAUGGCCAGAGAGGUUUUCAGCCACUUUCACUUUAACAAGAGCUUAUCUAAACUGACCCGCAGACGCGAUAAGAAGGGACAACCUGAUGUUCGCAUGGCCUAUAUACAGUUUGCUCUGUCUUUUCUGGUAUCAGGCGAUGGCUCCACUAUCGGACAUGUUCUUGAGAUGCAAGAUUUUCUGACUGACAUUUUAAGCACUGGGCUGAAGGAAGACAGAAUCUCCAUUAUCAACCUCAUUUUAUCUACGCUACAGACCAGAGUCAUUUGGAAUAAAGCCAUCAGUAAGACGCAGAAAGUCCGCUUCUUCACUCCUGCCAUUCUGGCUCAGAUCGCAUCUCUCUACAAAUGGGAUGGGAUUGCAGAUGUAAGACUGGAGGACAGCAAGGUGGGUGAGAAUCCCAAACAGGAUGGAAAGAUGGUGGUGCGAGAGCUGGUCCAUAAAUUCCUGAUCGACCUCUGCUGCUCUCGGAAACACGGGAUCAGCUUCUACGACCCCAGCUUCGGGACGGCAGGGAGGGCGGGGAAUGUGGUUCUUCUGCAGUUCCUGGUGGGACUGAAGCAGGCUACUGAGGACGAGCUGGUGAGGGACUUAGUGGUCAGCAUUCUCAGGGACAACCCCGACGUGCUGUCGAGGUACUUCAAGGAAACCCAAUACUCAUAUACCCCACGGCUCCGGAGCACCUGGCAGGAAAACGUCACUCUCCUCAAGAAGAUCUAUGAGGCGCAGCCAGAGGUGUCCCAGGCCUUCCGAACCCGUGAGUUUGUCCCGCUGCCCCGUCUGCUCGCCAUGGUGACGGUCACGUCACUGCCGCCUGUCUGCAACAAGGCCUUCUUCACCCAGGCCCUUAAUAUGUCCAACACAGUGGUGAAGCACACGGCUCUCUCGCUGGUGUCCUUCAUCUUGAGGCGUGCCCAGAAGAACAUUGAGCACUGUCUUGACCGAGCUGUGUGGCAAAGAUCGGAACUGUACACGGCAGCCGUGAUGGAGGACUUUGUGCAGCAGUAUAGGGAGGCCCUGAGCAAGGUCUUACCGGAUGUCAACAGCAUCAUUUCUAACUGGCAGUCCUUGGCAAAGAAGGAGAAGUGUGAAGGUGUGUUGAAAAGCGGAAGUCAAGAUAAGAGUAAGGAAGAGCCAGCUCUGGAGCCUCUCGGACACGGCUUUGACGACCCGGAGGCCACGGUUCUGAAGGCCCUCAUCCUGCGCGUCCUAUGCCUGUACCAGAAGGUGGCGCCCUUCCUCAUCAGCCAGAGCUCCUUUGACUUCAGCAAGCUCUUGAAAGGCAUCAUGUCAGAGAAGGAGGUCAAAGUUCCCCCGGUUCUGCAGCACCAGAUCCUCCAGCUGGCUCUGGACUUACCUGCUAACAAGUUCUCCUGGUUCCAAGUCCAGGAUGUUCCUGACGCCGGAAAGGCCGCUGGUGAGAAAUCCGUGUUCUACCUGCUGCUCAAGAUGUUCGUAGACAGCAGCAUCGGUGCCUUAAAAGACUCCACCAGGUUGCUGAUCUUGAAGGUGCUGAGGGACAGCGGCAUGUUUGAGUACACCUGGCGGGAGCUGGAGCUCUGGCUGGUCCAUCUGGACCGGCUGCCCAGGCCGCAGCAGGAAGCCGUCGUCCGCUUCCUGGAGACCGUGCUGGUGCGGCUCACCUCCAGCCCGUACAGCUACACGGACAAGGCGGCGAGCGUGGUUCAGGAUGCGGCCUCCCUGCAGGCCAGCCUGGGUGCCCAGGAGGGCGAUGCUGCCAGCAUCCCCAUCUCGCACAUCGACGAUGCUUUGGACAUGAUGGACGUGAUGCUGGAGGGCGCUGAGGGUGAGGUGGACCAGCUGGGGCCGUCCCUCACUGAUGACCUCAUCCUGCAGACGUUCCCCUUCAGCGCGCUGGUGCCCGCCGCUCUGGAGACCAGGAACAGCCUCCCGCCAGCUUCCGCAGAGGAAAGAGGCGUGCUGUUUGUGUAUCUGGCUGCCGUCCUGUCCGACGUGCUGCAUUCCCAGAGAGACCCCCUACCCCUCUGCCUGGCCCUGCAGCAGUACGACAAGCUGCUUUCUGGAAGCCCUCACCCUGCUCUGCUCGCCUUCCACAGCUACUACACUCGCUGGCUUCCUCCACAGGCUAAAGAAAAUCUGUUUAAGUCCACGACGGUCUCCCGUCCCAAUGAGUCGGGUUUCGACGGCACCUUCGCGGAGGUGAUGAAGAAGGCCUUCUGUGAUGGGCCCGACGCCUGGCUGAGGAGCUCUUUCGCGGACAGCCUGAAGGAGGCGCUGUUGGGUCUUGGGGUGGCCGAAUUCCCCGUGGCUGCCAAGCAAGUCCUGCUUUAUCUGAAAACCUCAGUGGAGACGUUUGGCAGGACGUCCAAAGAUGCAGUGCUGGGCUGCCUCCUGAAGGUGCUGGGUGCGCUGGUGGAAAGACUUCAGGCCGUGGAGGACACGGCCGACACUGAAGCCAUCGACUCCGUGGGGGAGUCGGACCUGUUCCUGGAGACGGACGAGGCCGCCAGGGAGCGAGUCGACAAGGAUCAGGUGCUGCUCUGUGUGCUGCAGUCUAUCUUGCAGCACCCUACCCUUCAGUCCUGGUUCCUGGCUCUGGAGUUGGGUUCCUUGCCGGCUCACAAUCUGGACCCGGUCCGGGUGAAACUGGUCUGCAGACAGCUCACCGAGGGGGUUCUGGCCUUGCUGGUGCGCUGUGGCCCGACUCUCAGGGACCUGGGUUCUCUGGAGCUGAUGGCGGGGUACCUGGAAGCAGUCCGGGGGGCCCUGCUGAGGGAACUGAGCCGCAAGGCCAGGAAGACAGUUCUGCAGGCCUCGUGGCCGCUGAAGGGGCUGCUGGCGCUUCACGGGUACAUGGAGGCAGCAGGCCUGAAGGAGGUGCUGUCCAGCCUGAUGCUCCUCCCCCCGGAGAGGCUGUUGGCCAGUAAGAGCGAGGGGGCGGAGCUAAGUGUCUACGGGCAGGCCGCCGUGAGCAUCCUUUCUGAAGGAGCUGGUGACUGUGCCCCCCUCCUGUCGCAGGCCCACCUGCGUGCCCUGGCCUUCCUGCUAGCAUCCUCUCCCAGAGGCAGUAUUGCUGACCUCCUGCUGGGGGCGCUAUGCAGGGAGCCUCAGGCAGCAGCUCUGCUCCCGGGUGACCUGCUGCUACACUGCCUGGACUGGGGCGACCCGGCGGGCCUUGCCAUUGGAAUGGCCAUGCUCCGCAGCUGUGCUGCCCACCGGCUCCGGUUUGAGCUGUGGUGCCUGGAGCCCGCUAACCUGGAGCGGCUCUCGGGGGCCAUGGAGAGCUUCCUCCCGCUCCUCAACACAUACCUGACUGCUGCGAGCUCCGACGACCCGGCCAGACCCAAAGGAGUGCACACGGCUGUCCUCCGAUCCUUGAAGGCGGCCCUCCUUCCUGGCCUGGUUGAAUCUGUGCUCUCCGACACAGCGUGUGACUCCCUGCCUGCCUGCACAGAGGCCCUCAGCAGCCUCGUCAGACAGACCACAAAGGAGACAGAGCUUGCUGACCUCAUCCACCGCCUACCUGGCGUCCUGGAGCGGGCAGCCGGGUGCGAAAGGUGGCAGCUUGUGAGCUCCAUCAGCGACAUGCUGGCCGGUUCCCCGGAGCAGGUGGCCUCCUGGAGGAAGACCUUGCUCUCCUCUGCCCUCCAGUGGCUGAGCGCAAGGUUCAGGAGCGCCAAGGAGCGAGAGCAGGAUGGAGAGGAGGCGGCCAUGCUGCUCAGAGUGCAGGAGCUGCUGACUUCAGCAGAGCAGCUGAUUCUUCCAGACUGGAACAGUUUCAUCAAGGCUGGAUUGAAACACCGCUACAGCAGCUCAGCCUUCCUGGAGACCCUGAGCAACCUGCUGGGUCGGGUUUAUGAAGCUGACCAUGUCCCCGCUGACCUGCUCGCCUUACCCACCCUGCAUAUGAUGAUCACAAGCCAUUCUCUCUUCCUGCCAUCGAUGCUGGAUGAGCAGCAUGCAUCCGGGGGAGGCUCUUCGGUGAAAGAGUUGCUGGUGUCACUCCUCCUCACUCUGGUGCAGAAGUGUCCCUCCGUCUGUCACAGCAGUCACUUCGUGGUCCUGCUCGGAGCUUACGGCGCGACCCUGAGUACUACAGAUCAGAGGAUUUUGCUGCUGCUGCGGCAGUACGAGAAGAACGGCGUGAGUCUGGCUCAGUCUCAGUGCCUCCUGUGGGGCCCCGCGGCUGUGGAGCACCACAAGGCCUGUAAGAGCCUGGGGCCGUCCCUGUGGCAGCAGCCCAGCGGGGAGGGCCUCUUGGCCCUGCUGGAGCCAGACAGGAUGCUCAGCACUGUGGCACAUUUCCCCCAGAAUCGCCGCAUCAUCCCCUCGGAGGCCAAGGAGCUGAUUUACCGGGAGGAGGGUGCCGGCGACCUGGGGAGGGUCUAUGACCCCGGUUUCCUGCUGCCCCUCUUCAGCAUGCUGCUUAAGCCUGAGUCUGUGGUCAACUGCCACAAGUUUGUGUCCAGCCACGCCCUAGGCGUAACGGUGGCAGCACUCAGCAGCUACGACGCCAAGCUCAGGGCUGCCGCCUACCAAGUUCUGGGCUCCUUCUACCACCACCUGGAGGCUGGGCGCUUCGCAGGGAAGAGGCAGCUGCUGUACCUGAUGGAUACCGUGAGGAAUGGCAUCCGGCAGGAGAACCUCAGAGUCCCCUUCCUGCUCACCACCUACGUGGCCAAGGUGGCACAGCAGAUGCUGAAACCUGAGGAGCACAUGUACAUGGUGAUCAACAAGUUCCUGCUUGCCCACCAAGACCUGGACUUGAAGAGGGUUCCGGCAUUCUUCAGGUUUUUCUACAGCUUCGACUUGGAGCACAAGGCUGAGCGCGAGUGGCUGAUCGGCGUCAUGCGCGAGGGCAUGAAGGACCGUCACUGCUACGAGGUCUGCGAGCAGCAGGGCAUCUUCCAGGUGUUGCUGGGCUUCUGUGCCAGUCCGCUGUGCGACGGCGCCACCCAGGUUCUGAUCCUGGACGUGCUCCAGCAAACUGCCCAUGUAACCAAAGCCGCCUAUGAGCUCAUCAACAUUCACGGCCUUCUGACGUGGAUUCUGCAGCUAAUUGAGACCAGGUGCCUGGACGGCCAGCUGCUGUGUAUAGCAAUUGACCUGGUCCACAGGCUCUGGUUCACCAACCUGGGGAAGAAGGAGAACCGGGUGCCCGGGGGCGGUCAGCCGGCCAAGUGCCUGCCCCUCCCGCUCAUCGGCGAGUUCCUGUGUGUGUUGAUGGCCCUGGUCAGGCACCUACACGGCACAGUGAAGACCCCUCAGCUGUUCCGCUUCCUCGAGGCACUGGCCUCCAUCCUCAGGCACCGUGAGAGGGCACUGGGCGUCUGCCGUGCCGCCGGCUGGGCCACCGCGUGCGAGCAGCCGCUACCCUGCACCGCCGCCCUAGCGCUGCUGCACUGCUGGGCCUCGCUUUCCCGCGAUGCGCCGCUCCGUUCCGACCUGCAGGGGGUGCUGGAGCGCUGCAAGGUGAAGGAGCUGCUGGGAAUCGCGAGGGAACGGGGGAGGAGUAAAGGUCACCUACAGCGGGGUCGCCCCCGCGUGGAGAAAGCUGCCGAGGAAGAGGAGGGAGGGGGGGCUGGGGUCGAGCAGGAGAGAGCCUCCCUUUCGGACUGCGACCCCCUGCUCAGGGACGUGUUUGUCCACAUGUCUAUGUGCACCCCUGAGGACGGUGACCCCGACGCCGCCGUUCUGGCCGCUGACGCGGCACGGCUGCUCCUCCGGUGGAUGCUGAGGUCGCUGGUGGCCGGGUCGGCUGACCCUGAGGCCGUGUCACGCUUCCUGUGCUGGGUGCAGGCCUCCGUGCUCCGGCGCGAAUCGUCAGUAGCGGCGGUGCUCGCAGAGGAAGCGGUGAGGCGGGACUUCCUGAGGCUGUACCACCGGGCCUGCGAGCCGCCGCCCACUUCCCAGGACCCUGCCCGUCUGGAGACCCUCAGGCUGUUCACCGACGUCAUGCUACGCCUGCUCCAGGUCCGGGGCGUUCCCGAAGGAGACCUGCAUCGCACCGUGCUCUCAGCUUGUCUGUCCACGGCCGAAGACGAUGCUUCCAGAAGUGAGGCCGGCCUCCUGCUGCUCUCGCUGUACGUGCGGGAGCUGUGGGCCGGCGCCGACCCGCCGGGCCUCUUCCUGUGUCACGUGCAGCUGGUGGCUGGGCUGCCGCAGCAGGGGCUGAGGAGGCGCAGCGUGACUCAGGCGCCCGUCACAGCGCUGUGUCGGCAGAUCUCCUCUGCGGCGGCUCCUGGGCCAUGAUGAGGCCUCAGACCAGGUUUAUACCAGAGAAUGGGACUUUUUUUUAAUUCAUGAUAUCAAUUAUUAUUUUAAAAAUUUUUCAUUUGUUUUUGUCAUGUUUUUGUUGCAUAUUUUUCAGUUAUUUAAAGUGUAUUUGUAAAUUGUGUAAAAUAUGCUCUUUUUAUAUAUUCUGAAUGAAUACACACACUGAAGGUAA
Molecule: messenger RNA, 7135 nt
Organism: Paramormyrops kingsleyae
Lineage: Eukaryota; Metazoa; Chordata; Actinopteri; Osteoglossiformes; Mormyridae
Gene: urb1
Product: URB1 ribosome biogenesis homolog
Biological process (GO): maturation of 5.8S rRNA from tricistronic rRNA transcript (SSU-rRNA, 5.8S rRNA, LSU-rRNA); maturation of LSU-rRNA from tricistronic rRNA transcript (SSU-rRNA, 5.8S rRNA, LSU-rRNA)
Cellular component (GO): nucleolus
Source: RefSeq, a predicted model, not a curated record